Racocetra persica is the source of this 151-nucleotide messenger RNA. The record is from the annotation of a GenBank genome assembly. Lineage: Eukaryota; Fungi; Glomeromycota; Glomeromycetes; Diversisporales; Gigasporaceae.
CGACAAUGCGAAUUCAGCAACACACAUUCUAGCAGCAAGACAACAAGUUUACGAUGCCAAAAACGAUGACUCCAAUGGCACCAAAAGUGAAAUGACAACACUGACAACACCAAAAAGUGAUGAUGCGAAUUCAGAAGCGGCACUAAAAUGA